This is a messenger RNA of Sodiomyces alkalinus F11, 858 nucleotides long. RefSeq lists its product as hypothetical. The coding region runs from base 1 to 858 and encodes 285 amino acids. The record is from RefSeq and is a predicted model, not a curated record. NCBI's taxonomy places the organism in Eukaryota, Fungi, Ascomycota, Sordariomycetes, Glomerellales, Plectosphaerellaceae. The transcript has 2 exons.
AUGGGUCGUCCCCCCUUCGCCUGGCCAGGACUUGGUACACCUGAACCCGGCAACCCUAUUCUCGCCCAGAGCUUGCCUAUCAGCCCUCCCUCAGACCCCAGUCUCAGCCCGCACAGCGAGUCCAGGUCACUUACCUCCAGCCCGCCUCGAGGUUUCAUGACCGCUGAGCAGCGCGGGUUGAAAAGACAAAGGGAUCAGGCUCGCCGCGAAUCCAAGACUUCCGUCCGCGCCCGACGUGCCGGUAGUAACCCUUACAUGAACUCGCCCCCUCUGACUAUGCCCGACGUCUCCGCCGCCAUGGGUCUCCCCAUGUAUUCUUCAUCGCCAUCUCCCGCCUCUCUUCUCGAUGAGCCGACUUCGGGCAUGCCAACUCCCACAUAUCUACCACCAUACAGCCCACCUAUGCACGACAGCGGCUUCCAGACCGGGUAUCCGGUCAUGUCUCCGGGUUACAUGGGAAUGGACUACUCAGCAGCAUUCCAGCCUCCUCCUUAUGCCCGACCUUCCCCCAUGCCCAUGCCUCCUUCAGACCCGUCCAUGAUCUAUGGAGUUCCUCCUGCGAUGACGGGUGGCAGUGGGCCCUCAGACCAUGGUCACGUGAGAGUCGUCCAGAGCCGACCCAAGCCUCAGUGCUGGGAACACGGUUGCAACGGCCGGCAGUUUUCCACAUUCAGCAACCUCCUCCGUCACCAACGAGAGAAGUCAGGACAGGCGGCGAAGGCGACGUGCCCAAACUGCGGCGCCGAGUUCACGAGGACAACAGCGCGAAACGGCCACCUGCUCCACGACAAGUGCAAGUCACGCCGAAACGCAAACAGCAGCAGCAACAGCAGCAUCAGCGGCAAUAGCAGCUCAUGA